Messenger RNA from Eucalyptus grandis, 2232 nucleotides. Its product is annotated as tubby-like F-box protein 8. Gene Ontology annotation, molecular function: protein binding. The record is from RefSeq and is a predicted model, not a curated record. NCBI's taxonomy places the organism in Eukaryota, Viridiplantae, Streptophyta, Magnoliopsida, Myrtales, Myrtaceae.
UGCCAUUGCUGGCGUCACACAGAAGAGAGAGAGAGAGAGAGAGAGCGAGUGGCGAAGUGGACGAUCGGAGAAGACAAAUCUCGAAGCUUCCUCGUUCCGGCGAAAUCCCUCCGCCGGCGAGCAUGCAAUCUCCGGUCGCGCGCCGCCUCCGUUGAUCUUCCGUCCCCCCGCUUCUCGAUUCUUCCGAGCUCGAAACCCUCGUCUCGGGGCGCGCGCGCGCGCUCGCGGCUCCUGCUCGGCUCGAGCGGAAGGUCGAGUCGUUAGUCUCGCCGUUUCGCGCGGGAGCGUGUCUGGGAGCUCUGAUCUUCGUCGGUCUCGCUGGGACUGGUAACGGGAAGAGCGAUUUCGCCUAAAUUAGGACUCGCCGAGGUCGCGUUCCGCCAUUUUGAGCUGGUUUUUCUGCAGUUCGUCAUUUUUGUUUGACUCAAGCGGAGACGAGCUGAUGCAGCCACGUUAGAAUAUAGUCUAACGUUCCUAAUCUGUCGCCGAGCUGGAGCAAAUGUCUUUCCGUAGCAUAGUUCGUGACAUAAGGGAUGGGUUUGGAAGCUUAUCCAGGCGAAGUUUUGAGGUGAGGUUGCCUGGCCACAUAAGAGGGAAAUCACAUGGUUCUCAAGAUUUCCAUGAUCAGCCCCUGGUGAUCCAAACGAGCAGAUGGGCCAGCCUUCCUCCUGAGCUUUUACGCGACGUUAUCAGGAGAUUAGAGGCGAGUGAGACCACUUGGCCUGCUCGGAAACAUGUUGUUGCCUGUGCUGGAGUUUGCAGAUCAUGGAGGGCAAUGUGCAAGGAAAUUGUUAGAUGUCCUGAAAUCUCUGGCAAGAUUACUUUCCCUGUCUCACUGAAGCAGCCAGGACCUCGGGAUGGAGCUAUUCAGUGUUUUAUCAAAAGGGACAAAUCUAAAUUGACUUACCGCCUCUUCCUCUGCCUUGGCCCUGGUCUGCUGGUUGAGAAUGGCAAGUUCCUUCUCUCUGCAAAACGGACAAGGAGAACUACUUGCACUGAGUAUGUGAUCUCCAUGGAUGUGGAUAAUGUAUCAAGAUCAAGUAACACCUACAUUGGAAAAUUGAGAUCUAAUUUUCUUGGCACCAAGUUCAUCAUCUAUGAUACACAGCCUCCAUACAACAAUGCUCAGCUUUCUCCACCUGGGCGGAGCCGCAGAUUUCACUCCAAAAAAGUGUCACCUAAGGUCCCCACCGGCAGCUACAACAUAGCUCAGGUCACAUACGAGCUGAAUGUGCUGGGCACGCGGGGUCCGCGGAGGAUGCACUGCAUAAUGCACUCUAUUCCUGCCUCAGCCCUUGAGGCAGGCAGCAGUGUCCCGGGUCAGCCAGAGAUUCUUCCUCGCUCACUGGAAGAUUCAUUCCGGAGCAUCUCUUUCUCAAGAUCAAUUGAUAAUUCAACCGAAUUCAGCAGUUCCCGCUUGGACAUCGUUGGCCCCCAUGAAGAGGAAGAUGAGGGAAAAGAAAGACCUUUGGUCCUUAAAAAUAAGGCGCCAAGGUGGCAUGAACAGUUGCAGUGUUGGUGCCUUAACUUCCGCGGAAGAGUGACUGUAGCCUCUGUAAAGAAUUUUCAGUUGAUAGCUGGAAACCACCAGGCAGCUGGAGCACCAACACCAUCUCAGCCAUCCCAGCCAUCCCAGCCAUCUCAGCCAUCUCAGCCAUCUCAUUGCGACCAUGAUAAAAUUAUACUUCAGUUUGGUAAGGUCGGAAAGGAUAUGUUUACUAUGGAUUACCGGUACCCUCUAUCUGCAUUUCAAGCUUUUGCCAUCUGUCUAACUAGCUUUGACACCAAAUUGGCGUGUGAAUAAAAUCGGUAGGUAAUAAAUAAGGUUAUAAAGAAGAAUGUCAGGUUUUAGAAAAUGAGGGGAGUUGUAAAGAUAUCUAUUAUGUGGGAGAAGGUUUUAGAAAGAGUUUGUGUUAUCUAUAUAGAAGCAGGGUAGUUAGACCUUGGAACUGCAGAAGUUUUCAUAGAGAGGGCUUGGAGUUCUCUCCCAUUGAUCCCUCUUCGAGUUCGCUUCAUUGGGGUCUUCUUGUGUGUGUUUGUGCUGUUACCAUUAUGUUGCGACGACUUUUGAUUUGUAAAGGAUAAUUGAACUCUUUGACUUUCCAAAAAUUGGGAGAUUAAUGAUGGAUGAAGCUGGUCUUUAUUCCAUCUUCCCUUUUAUUCGCCUGUUGUAAAUAAUCGAAGCAAUUGGAAAACCUUAUUGCUCCUCAAAUGAACUUAUAUCCUUGGAAA